CGUUUGGAUUUGACUUUUGACUGAACUGACACUGACACACAAACGAAAAAUUGAAAAUUAAAAACAAUAACAUGUCAUUUUAUUUAGCAGUGUAAUAACUUACUAGUUGUUUUAUAAAAUAACGAUAUACUACAAGUAUAAUGGAUAAUUCUGCAGCAAAGGUAGUUGGACAAAUAUUUACAGAAGCAGGUGCUGCAUUUAAUAAGUUAGCUGAUAUGGCUAUGUUACUGCAUCCUUUAGCAGAAUCAUUGCCAAGUGUUUGUCCUCAGACAAAAACACCAGUGAAGAGAAAAGCAACAGAAGAAAGAGUCCUAACCAGCACUACAUCUGGGCAGGUACUUAAUAUGUUGAAAACGCAAGAUUCAGAGGACUCUAAAGCUUUAAAUAGGGAUAUUAAAGUAGAACAUGGGUUGAAUGUGGAAGAAGUAGUAGUAUAACAUAAAGUGUAUUUUGUAAAACACUAUUAAAAUAAUAAAAAUUAAUUACAAGUC
Messenger RNA from Papilio polytes (common Mormon), 491 nucleotides. RefSeq names its product chromatin complexes subunit BAP18. Bases 141 to 437 code for a protein of 98 amino acids. The transcript is spliced from 4 exons. The record is from RefSeq and is a predicted model, not a curated record. NCBI's taxonomy places the organism in Eukaryota, Metazoa, Arthropoda, Insecta, Lepidoptera, Papilionidae.